Molecule: messenger RNA, 2670 nt
Organism: Eruca vesicaria subsp. sativa (arugula)
Lineage: Eukaryota; Viridiplantae; Streptophyta; Magnoliopsida; Brassicales; Brassicaceae
Source: the annotation of a GenBank genome assembly
AUGAAAGCUAAUCUCUCUCUCUUUCUCAGUCUUAUGCUUUCCCUUGCCAGCACUAUUUUAGGUCACAGCAUAAACCGAGAAGGUUACAUCAGCAUCGACUGUGGCAUACACCCUCCUAACAAAACCUAUAUGGACGUUGUUACUGGUAUCAAUUACUCCCCUGAUGAUGCUUUCAUAACCACUGGCGUAAAUUUCAAAGUCGCUGAAGAAUACGGGUACACGCAAAACGUGAAUUUGCCUGCAGUCCUUGCAGAAGUCAGAGCUUUCCCUCAAGGAAACAGAAACUGUUACUCCUUAAAACCUUCAAAUGCGAAAGAUAAUCUUUAUCUCAUCCGAGCUUCAUUUAUGUAUGGAAACUACGAUGAUGGUAUUAACGAUCAGCCCUUGCCCGAAUUCGAUCUCUACCUAAACGUGAAUUUCUGGUCGACCGUUAAGUUCAAGGACGCUGCUGAGCAAGUCAACAAAGAGAUACUAACCUAUGCUGAGUCAGAGACAAUAUACGUUUGCCUUGUGAAUAAAGGUAAAGGAACUCCUUUUAUCUCAGGCUUGGAGCUCAGGCCAGUGAACAGCUCAAGUUACGGUACUGAGUUUGGAAAAAAUGUCUCAUUAGUACUCUAUCGAAGAUGGGAUAUAGGAUCAUUAAAGGGAACAGGACGGUACCAUGACGAUAGAUUUGAUCGUAUAUGGUCUCCAUACUCCCGAACCUCUUGGAACUCUAUUGUAACAUCUGCUUAUAUCGAUGUUUUUCAGACCAGUUAUUGGCCUCCCGAUGAAGUUGUUAAGACAGCUGCUUCGCCUAAAAGCGCUGAUGAUCCACUGGAACUGUUAUGGACAUCACAAGAUCCAGAUGUUCGGUUUUACGCUUAUCUUUACUUCGCGGAAAUAGAGAAGCUCGAAAAGAAUGAGAGUAGAAAGAUCAAGAUAUUAUGGAAUGGUUCCCCUGUUUCUGAAUAUUUUUUCAUUCCUUCAAAUUAUUCGAUGACAGUGUCUAAUUCAAGAGCUUUCACUGGUAAAGAUCACUUGAUUUCUGUUCAGAAGGCUUCAGAUUCUACACUUCCACCAAUUCUCAAUGCUAUUGAGAUUUUUACAGCCCAGUCUCUUGAUGAAUUUUCCACAGCGAUUGAAGAAAUUCACGCGAUGGAAAGCAUAAAAUCAACGUAUAAAGUGGAAAGAUUUUGGAGUGGUGAUCCUUGCUCUCCAAGACUGUACCGUUGGGAAGGUAUUGGGUGCAGCUAUAACAACUCUAGUGAGCAUAUCACGUCCCUGAAUCUUAGCUCAAGCGGGUUACAAGGACCUAUAGCAUUGGCAUUUGGAAAUCUCUCCUUUCUUCAGUCAUUGGAUUUAUCACACAACGACUUACAACAUAAUGUGCCUGAGUUUUUGGCUGAUCUGAAGCAUUUGAAAUCACUGAAUUUGAAAGGAAAUGAUCUUACUGGGUUUAUCCCAGAAUCUCUAAUGAAGAAAUUAAAGGACGGUUCACUAACACUCAGGUAUGUCGAUGACCAAAACCUUUGUAACCCGCAUUCAUGUCAAGAAAAGAAGAAGAACAACAAACUCGUGCAAACAGUUGUAGUUACAUCAGUGAUGGUUCUCCUUGUGGUCUUGGUUAUCAUAUUGAUCAUACUAAGGAAAAGGAAAAGGAAAAGGAAAAGAGGAGCGAACUCAGGACCAGGACCACUCCUGCCUUCAGGGAAGAGAAGGUUCACAUAUGAUGAAAUCUCUAGCAUUACAAACAACUUCAAUAAAGUGAUAGGUAAAGGUGGGUAUGGUAUUGUGUACCUCGGGUUUCUCGAAGAUGGGACUAAAAUUGCUGUAAAGAUGAUUAAGGAUUCUUCAUUGGGAAUACCUAAAGGAUCAUCAUCAUCAUCAUCAUCCCGAGCUUCCAGAGAAUUCCAAGUCGAGGCGGAGCUUCUUUUGACAGUGCAUCACCGGAACUUAGCAUCGUUUAUCGGAUACUGCGAUGAUGAUCGCACCGCUCUCAUCUACGAGUACAUGGCCAAUGGCAACUUGCAGAAUUAUCUUGAGAACACAGAGGAUCUUAGCUGGGGAAAAAGACUCCAUAUAGCAAUAGACUCUGCACAAGGGUUGGAGUACUUGCACCGUGGAUGCAGGCCACCAAUUAUACACAGAGAUGUUAAAACAGCAAACAUUCUAUUAAACGAUAAUUUGGAAGCCAAGAUUGCUGAUUUUGGCAUUUCUAAAGUCUUCCCUGAUGACGAUCUCACCCACGUCGAGACUGCCGUCAUGGGGACUCCCGGCUACAUUGAUCCUGAAUACUAUAGGACGUUUAUGCUAAAUGAGAAGAGUGACGUGUAUAGUUUUGGUAUCGUUCUUCUUGAACUCAUCACUGGCCAGCGAGCCAUCGUAAAAAACGAAGACGGUAUCAAAAUCAGUGUCGUCCAUUUCGUGGAGCCUAUCUUAAAGACCGGAGAACUUGAAGGCAUCGUUGACCCGCUGCUUCGUGACGACUUCUCAUCGGACUCAGCUUGGAAAUUUGUGGAGGUCGCAAUGUCUUGUGUCAGAGACAGAGGCUAUGACAGACCAACAAUGAACCAGAUCGUGUCUGAGCUCCAACAUUGCUUAGCUGCUGAGCUGGCUCGUGAGCCACACAGAUCAUCAUGCCAAGAAAGUGGUGGUUUAGGUAACGAGGAAGUAAGCAAAGUUUAUUAA